Megalobrama amblycephala (Wuchang bream) is the source of this 1378-nucleotide messenger RNA. RefSeq names its product ubiquitin-conjugating enzyme E2Ka (UBC1 homolog, yeast) (gene ube2ka). The record is from RefSeq and is a predicted model, not a curated record. Gene Ontology annotation, cellular component: nucleus. The transcript has 7 exons. Gene Ontology annotation, molecular function: ubiquitin conjugating enzyme activity; protein binding. Lineage: Eukaryota; Metazoa; Chordata; Actinopteri; Cypriniformes; Xenocyprididae. Bases 82 to 693 code for a protein of 203 amino acids. Gene Ontology annotation, biological process: proteasome-mediated ubiquitin-dependent protein catabolic process; protein polyubiquitination.
AGAGAGAGAGAGAGAGAGAGAGAGAGAGAGAGAGAGAGAGAGAGAGAGAGAGAGAGAGAGAGGUGUGUGUGUUGGUGGUGUAUGAACAGUAUGGCCAACAUCGCGGUCCAGCGGAUCAAACGGGAGUUUAAAGAGGUUCUGAAAAGCGAAGAGACGAGUAAAAACCAGAUCAAGGUGGAUUUAGUGGAUGAGAAUUUUACAGAACUGAGGGGGGAAAUCGCAGGACCGCCAGACACGCCUUAUGAAGGUGGCAGAUAUCAGCUAGAAAUUAAAAUUCCAGAGACGUAUCCAUUUAAUCCGCCAAAGGUUCGGUUUAUAACGAAGAUCUGGCAUCCCAACAUCAGCUCGGUAACAGGUGCCAUUUGCUUGGACAUCCUGAAGGACCAGUGGGCGGCAGCCAUGACCCUCCGAACAGUGUUACUGUCACUACAGGCUCUUCUGGCCGCGGCUGAACCAGAUGAUCCACAGGACGCAGUAGUCGCCAAUCAGUAUAAACAGAACCCAGAGAUGUUCAAACAGACGGCUCGACUCUGGUCACAUGUUUACGCAGGAGCUCCCGUCUCCAGCCUGGACUACACACGCAAAAUAGACAAACUCUGCUCUAUGGGCUUUGAGAAAAACGCAGUAAUAGUGGCGCUGUCGUCGAAAUCAUGGGACGUGGAGACGGCGACAGAACUGCUGCUCAGCAACUGAGUCCAACCUGAGGGGCCAAAGCACCUUAUCUGACACAAUCCCACCCUCUUCCCUGUUUUCUCUCUCAUUCUCUUUAUCCUCCUGUACUCUCUCCAUCUUUUCCAUUCCUUCAUUCAAAAUAGUUCAUCCCAAACUGAAAAUGUCUUCUUCAUGUUGAUCUGAACUUGUAUUUCUUCAGUAGUUUAGCUGAAUGUUCGCGCUGCUCUUUCUCUGUACCAAGAAAGCGGCUGGUAAUUUUGCAGUAAAAAUGCAGGUUCGGAACAACAUGAGCGUGAGUAAAAGACACGUUUACUUUCAUUUUGGGGUGAUCUUUUUUCUUUUCUAUCUCUUUCUUUUGUUUACUUAUUUUGGUUUGGAUGUGCCUUUUUUUUUUCUUUCUCUCUUACAAUCUUCCUCAUCAUCAUCAUCAUCAUCAUCAUCAGUCCAGCAAUCUGACUCUAGCCCGACUGUAGCCCCGCCCCCUCACACACACACCCAAUCAGCACUGCAGUCUUUCUCCCUCCCGCACAAUCAUUGGCCCUUUAAUCUGGAAAACAUUUUUAAAACUACAGUGUCAAAAAUGGUACCUUCACUCAUAGAUGUUAAUCUCAAACAUUCAAGACUGGAAAAAACACUCACACACGCAAAUAUACGAAAGACGAGAGUUCAUCUGUAAAUAAAGCUAUUAAAGUCUGUAUAAAUUAAA